AUGGCGCCGGUAGAAGUUCUCAUGGUCGGUACUGGAGAGUACACGACCGGAUUCGUCGGAGGCGGUGCCUCAAAGUCUGACAAAAAGGUUGGUGUCGUAGGUUUGACACUGUUUGACCUCCGAAGACGGGGCAAGGUGGGCAAACUGUCCAUGGUCGGCACAUCCGGCGGCAAAUUCCCUGCAAUCCGUGAGCAUCUGCAAAAGAACAUUUCCGAGGCAUACAACAAUCUGGACGUGUCUUUUGAGGAGUUUCCAAAAGAGGGCAAGACGGACCCAAAUGCCUACAAGGCGGCGAUUGAUGCGCUUCCAAAAGGCAGUGCGAUUACAAUCUUUACGCCCGACACCACUCACUACCCCAUUGCCCUUUACGCCAUUGAGCGUGGAAUUCACGUUCUCAUCACAAAGCCCGCAGUCAAAUUGCUAGAACACCACCAAAAACUCCUCGAGGAAGCAAAGAAGCACAAUGUAUUUGUCUACAUUGAGCAUCACAAGCGAUACGACCCUGCGUACGCUGAUGCGCGCUUCAGGGCGCAGAAGUUGGGCGAUUUCAACUAUUUUUACUCGUACAUGAGCCAGCCAAAGAGCCAGCUAGAGACUUUCAAGGCAUGGGCCGGUGUGGAUUCCGACAUUUCCUACUACCUGAACUCUCACCACAUCGAUAUCAACGAGUCCAUGGUUCCUGGUUGGAAGCCAGUACGCGUCAUGGCGAGUGCAGCAAAGGGAAUCGCUACCGGACUGGGCUGCGAUCCCGCUACCGAGGAUACCAUCACAUUGCUCACUAACUGGGUGAAGAAGGAUGACCCCAGCAAAGUUGGAACUGGUGUCUACACAGCUGGCUGGGCAGCACCACAAAAGGCAGGUGUGCACUCGAAUCAGUAUUUCCAUUACAUGGCAUCCACCGGAGAAAUUCGUGUCAACCAGGCCAAGCGCGGUUACGACGUCACUGAUGACGAGACCGGCUUGCUGUGGUACAACCCAUUCUACAUGAAGUACGCCCCUGAUGAAGAGGGCAACUUUGCAGGCCAAAUUGGCUACGGAUACAUUUCAUUUGAAAAGUUCAUUGAUGCUGUCAACAAGCUCAACGCGGGUGAAAUCACUCUCGAAGAAUUGGAUGCGCGGCCACUACCAACUUUGAAGAACACCAUCGCGACAACAGCCAUUCUGGAGGCCGGCCGAAGAUCUCUGGACGAAAACCGUCCUAUCGAUAUCAUUGAAGAAAAUGGCGUCUGGUCGCUAAAGUAG
Bipolaris zeicola 26-R-13 is the source of this 1242-nucleotide messenger RNA. RefSeq lists its product as uncharacterized. The transcript has 6 exons. The record is from RefSeq and is a predicted model, not a curated record. Bases 1 to 1242 code for a protein of 413 amino acids. Lineage: Eukaryota; Fungi; Ascomycota; Dothideomycetes; Pleosporales; Pleosporaceae. Gene Ontology annotation, cellular component: cytoplasm. Gene Ontology annotation, biological process: NADPH regeneration. Gene Ontology annotation, molecular function: oxidoreductase activity; nucleotide binding.